Equus quagga is the source of this 1081-nucleotide messenger RNA. It is a transcript of the gene MRPL19, whose product is annotated as mitochondrial ribosomal protein L19. The transcript is spliced from 6 exons. NCBI's taxonomy places the organism in Eukaryota, Metazoa, Chordata, Mammalia, Perissodactyla, Equidae. Bases 18 to 896 code for a protein of 292 amino acids. Gene Ontology annotation, molecular function: structural constituent of ribosome. Gene Ontology annotation, cellular component: mitochondrial large ribosomal subunit; ribosome. The record is from RefSeq and is a predicted model, not a curated record. Gene Ontology annotation, biological process: translation.
UACCUAAGCGAGCCGGCAUGGCGGCGUCCAUUGCAGGGGGCUGCGGAGCCGCAGCGGGCCUGGCGCGGAGCUUCCGAGCCGCCACGGCGCUGCUCCCUGCGCCGGCCUCUUUCGCCUGCCGGGCCCGCUGGAGGUCGGCCAGGCAGCAGAGCACGGGACCUGCGGAGCCUGGCGCAUUCCAGCCGCCCCCGAAACCAGUUAUCGUGGACACGCGCCGGCCGCCGCACCAGAGGAGCAGGUUCCUGAGUCCUGAAUUCAUUCCUCCAAGGGGAAGAACAAAUCCUCUGAAAUUUCAAAUAGAAAGAAAAGAUAUGUUAGAAAGGAGAAAAAUACUCCACAUUCCAGAGUUCUAUGUCGGAAGCAUACUGCGUGUUACCACGGCCGACCCGUAUGCCAGCGGGAAAACCAGCCAGUUCCUGGGGAUCUGCAUCCAGAGAUCAGGAACAGGGCUUGGAGCUACUUUUAUCCUUAGGAAUACUAUCGAAGGACAAGGUGUUGAGAUUUGCUUUGAACUUUAUAAUCCUCGAAUCCAGGCGAUCCAAGUGGUCAAAUUAGAGAAACGGCUGGAUGAUAGUUUGCUGUACUUACGAGAUGCCCUUCCUGAAUACAGCACUUUUGAUAUGAAUAUGAAGCCGGUAGCACACGAACCUAACGAAGAAGUUCAUGUUAAUCAGCUGAAAGUGAAAAUGAAGCCUAAGCCCUGGUCCAAACGCUGGGAACGCCCAAAAUUUAAUAUUAAAGGAAUCAGAUUUGAUCUUUGUUUAACUGAAGAGCAAAUGAAAGCAGCUCAGAAGUGGAGUCAGCCGUGGCUUGAGUUUGAUAUGAUGAGGGAAUAUGAUACUUCAAAAAUUGAAGCUGCAAUAUGGAAUGAAAUUGAAGCAUCGAAAAAGUCCUGAUUCUGAGGAUGAAUUUGGUCAUUGCAGAGAAUAUACUGACUCUCAGAGGAUUUUUUUAGAGGCCAGUUUAAUUUCAUAUGUAAGGACGUAGUCAUUGAAUCAAUUAAGCAUUCAUUAUUUUAUGAGUACUGUUUUUAAAAAAAUAAAAUUAUCACACUAGUUUAUUAUUUAAAAAAUGUAUAAUG